UUUGGUUACGCGUAAGCGACUUGCGUGUUCGUGUUGUAAAGCGGGGCGCGUGUUCGCGGGUGCGCGCACGCAAGGUCUGACAGGCGGUGUCUUGGGUGUCACGUGAUGUGUGGAAGCGAGCGGGUAGCAACUAGCGAGUGAGGCAGACAGCGAGGCGUGUUUUAGUCUUUCACGGAUGUAACCGGCGACGCUCUGAGCGAACUCUCGUGGAGGAAGAAGCUCCGAUUUCUCUCGCUAUUCUUCACUCAGACCCCACCGUGGAUGUGACAUUUGCAGCGUUUUGGCGAGACGGAAACGUAGCCGCGUGGGGGGCUUUCUUUCACAGGGUUCAUUGUUGUAAGCUGCCAUUGUGGAUGUCCCCCAUGUUCCAAUUGGAUGAUUGACUGCGAGACGUAAAGGCAAGGACCAACGUUUUUAAAAGUGUAUUUAUAUUCUUAUGUAUUUUAAAAUACAACGUCAGAAGAGAAGUUCUGGGAACAAGCGACAGGGCUGUUAGGACAAAGUUGAGACAACAUCCAUCAUUGUGUGCCAUUGUCUCGGAGCUGGUUGACGAGGGGUGGGGAGCAGAAGCCCCACAUGAGCACAGGUUGUCCGGCAGCGACACGGCGACAGGCACCGCGAUGGCCAACGACUCUGUACAAAGUGACCCGGGCGGGAUGUCGGUACUGGAGCAACUGGGUCUGGACCAGAACUCUGACUUCUCUGACUCUAGCGUGCAGCAGCUUCUGGAUGAGCAGCGCGAGAGGAUUCGCCGGGAGAUUCGCAAGGAGUUAAAGAUUAAAGAAGGAGCCGAGAACCUGCGCAGGGCCACCACGGACAAGAGGAACGCUCAGCAGGUGGACACCCAGCUUCGGAGCUCCAAUCGCAGGCUAGAUAACCUUCAUGCCCAGCUCCAAGAACUAGACGCUCACAUUGUAGUGAAAGGAGGAGAUGAGAGUAAAGGUAGGCUGUCAGCACGAAUACUCUGCAAGCUCUGUCAGUUUUACAUCAACUCCGACUUUUCUCUUCUCCCAGAUGAAUGUCCUCAAUCUCCUGGGGCGGAGAGCAGAACUUCAGCCCACAAGGAGCGCAUUGCUGCCCUGGAGAGGCAGCUCAACAUUGAGCUCAAAGUCAAGCAAGGAGUUGAGAACAUGAUCCCCAUCUACGCCAAUGGCUCCACCAAGGAUAAGAAGAUGCUGCAGACUGCCCAGCAGAUGCUGCAGGACAGUAAAACCAAAAUAGACAUCAUCCGCAUGCAAAUCCGCAAAGCUGUACAGGCCACCGAGCACAACGACGACACACAGGGUAACCACGACAUGUGUGGGGUGGAGCUUCGCAUCGAGGAGCUGAGGCAUCACUACAGGGUGGAACAUGCUGUCGCUGAGGGAGCCAAAAACGUGCUUAGGCUCCUGGGGGCCAGCAAGGUUCAUGACAAGAAAGCCCUUUCGGAGGCACAGUCUCGACUGAGCGAGGCCUCUCAGCGCUUGGACCUGCUAAGGGAUUCUCUGGACCACCGUCUGGCCGAGCUGCCUGAGGACCACCCCAAGGCCAACGUCAUCAAAGAGGAGAUGGUGCUGUCCUCAUCACCAGCCUUCAGCUCUCGCCAUGGCGCCCCCUACAUACACAACCAGUACAGCACCCUCAACAAACCCUCACCUCUCACAGGGACCUUGCAGGUGCAGCUGCUUGGCUGUGUUGGGUUGUUGGAGUUGGUGCCAGGGCGCAACAAGGGAACUGCUGUCAUGUUACCCUGUUACAGCCCUGGAGAUACACGGUCUUUUAUGAGGGCCAACAAGGGACUCUACGGCCGGAGUGGUUCAGUCAGCGGAAAGACGCCGAGUAAAACAGAGGAGCUGUCUUCUGAGGUGAGCGCCGUGCUCAAGCUGGAUAACACAGUGGUGGGCCAGACAGCAUGGAAGACUGUCGGGGAGCAGGCGUGGGACCAGACCUUCACUGUGGAGCUGGAGAGGUCGAGGGAGAUGGAGAUUGCGGUGUACUGGAAGGACUAUCGCUCGCUGUGUGCUGUGAAGUACCUGAAGCUGGAAGAGUUCCUGGACAAUCAGAAGCACAGAGUUCAGCUGGAGCUGGAGCCUCAGGGCCUGCUGUUAGCUGAGGUGACAUUCUUCAAUCCAGUUAUUGAGAGAGUCCCUCGCCUACAAAGACAAAAGAAGAUCUUCUCCAAGCAGCAAGGCAAGGCGUUCCUUCGAGCUCGCCAAAUGAACGUCGACAUCGGGACGUGGGUGAGACUGCUCCGAAACGCCAUUCCCACUGUCAACAACUCUGGAACUUAUAGUCCCAGUGCACACAACAUGGCGUUCAAUUCUGGGGAGAUCUCCAUGGAGAAGCUAAGUCUGGAUAGCGACUCGCCGAUAAGGGCCGAUUACAAACGAGAUGCGGACAUGCACACACCGGACCGACCGCCAAUCAUCGAGCCCUUUACCCCCCCAGACCUCACCCCCGAGUGCCCUGUCCGAACCCCGUCUGUCAUCAGUAAGCAGAGGAAAGGCCCUCUGUCUCUCCAAGACUUCAGGCUAAUAGCCGUGUUGGGUCGAGGCCAUUUUGGAAAGGUGCUGUUGUCCGAGUACAAAAAGACGGGCACCAUGUUUGCUAUUAAAGCUCUGAAGAAAGGCGAUAUUAUAGCGCGUGAUGAAGUUGAAAGUCUGAUGUGUGAGAAGCGCAUCUUCGAGACGGUCAACAUGUCGCAGCACCCCUUCCUGGUCAACUUGUUUGCAUGCUUCCAGACUCCAGAGCAUGUGUGUUUUGUCAUGGAGUACACGGCGGGAGGUGACCUGAUGAUGCACAUCCACACCGACGUCUUCACUGAGCCACGAGCUGUGUUUUAUGCUGCCUGUGUGGUUCUUGGACUUCAGUUUUUGCAUGACCACAAGAUUGUGUACAGAGAUUUGAAGCUGGACAACCUGCUGCUGGACACAUACGGCUACGUCAAGAUUGCCGACUUUGGGCUGUGUAAAGAAGGCAUGGGUUACGGGGACCGCACCAGCACGUUCUGUGGGACUCCAGAGUUUUUGGCUCCUGAGGUCCUGACCGAUACAUCCUACACCAGGGCUGUAGAUUGGUGGGGUCUAGGGGUCCUCAUUUAUGAGAUGUUGGUGGGAGAGUCACCGUUCCCAGGGGACGAUGAAGAGGAGGUGUUUGACAGCAUUGUAAAUGACGAAGUCCGCUACCCGCGCUUCCUCUCAACCGAAGCCAUUGGUAUCAUGAGACGGCUGCUAAGACGGAACCCAGAGAGGCGACUGGGCUCGGGUGAGAAGGAUGCAGAGGAGGUGAAGAAGCAGGCUUUCUUCAGGAACAUGGACUGGGAUGCACUGCUGCAGAGGAAGGUGCCGCCUCCUUUCGUCCCCUCCAUCGGUGACAAGGAAGACGUCAGCAACUUUGACGAGGAAUUUACCACGGAACAGCCGGCUCUGACGCCCCCACGAGAGCCGCGCGUUCUCACACGCAAGGACCAGGACAGCUUCCUGGACUUUGACUACGUCUCGGACAUCUGCUAGUGGCGCGGCAAUAUUGUUUUGUGGCCCGUGCGCCCUCUCCGUAUGAUUGUUUCAUUAAAACACUGUGAAUGAAUGUGGGUAACACUGAAGUUAAGUUUUCCACUUCUGUGGGCUUUUAUAGGCACAGGCUGAAGGAAGUUGGCUAACUUAUUGCCAGGACAAAAUACGUAGGUGCUGCCUCUUGUUACCGAUGCCUUACAUUUGUAUGUACUCGUAUCAGACACACGGACCAGCUAAGUUUUUAUGUCGGCAAGUCUUUCUGUAGAGCAGCAGGAAGAGUGACAAGAUGAGCUGAACGCAUACUCUCCACUGUUCUUUUGUGUGUGUGUUUUUAAGAAUCAAGAAAAAAAUACCUCCUGUCAAAAGAGUGAAUCCACUGACGACGAAUUGACACAUUUUGGUCUUACAGGAAGUUGACCACAGGGUAAAUAACCACUGUCUUGACGUAAACGCAGUCGACAUCUUAUUUAUGCUGUACUUAUUUUCACGUGACCACUUACCAGCUGCAAUUGGUGCAAAUGGACUUUUGGCAAUUGCAAUAUUCCAAAUACCCUGCACAUACUUUGUUUUUUGAAUGGAUACGUUUGGGGUAUGAUGAUUGCAAUAAAACCUGGAGUGCGAUAAGCACAUGCCACAAAUAUCAGUGCAACAUUUUGUAGUUCUCAUUAAAAAAUAUCCAGUGGUGGCUUGAGGUACAAAUGGUUAGACUUGGAAGAGAUAUGACAUUUGACAGUUUUUUUUUUUGGUAGACUUUAGAUGCUAGCACUGUAUAGUGGCAAUGAACUCAACUUGCUCUACAAUGAGCAGAUGCUUAAUGUCAAACCAGAGAAUUGCACCUUGUGUAUGAAACAAUAUGGGUACCGGUCUAUCUGCAUGUUUGUCUGUCUACAAGUAUACCUGUCUUCUUGUAUUUCUUUCUCUGUCAUCUGAAAAUACAGUAUACACUGCC
This is a messenger RNA of Hippocampus zosterae (dwarf seahorse), 4440 nucleotides long. RefSeq names its product protein kinase N1a (gene pkn1a). Gene Ontology annotation, molecular function: protein serine/threonine kinase activity; ATP binding; small GTPase binding. The coding region runs from base 621 to 3491 and encodes 956 amino acids. The transcript has 23 exons. Lineage: Eukaryota; Metazoa; Chordata; Actinopteri; Syngnathiformes; Syngnathidae. Gene Ontology annotation, biological process: protein phosphorylation; signal transduction. The record is from RefSeq and is a predicted model, not a curated record.